AUGAAAGUGCUACUGGUGCACGCAGGGGGAGACAUCAAGCGACUGCCAUGGGCCAAUCCGUGCAGCAAGCCCUUUGUGCCCUUCCCUCUCCCUCCGUGCCCCAUUGCCCUGCCUAUUGACUGUCUGUGUCCCACAGUCCGCCUCUGCAUGGCUUUCAUCAAUGAAGGUGCUACUGGUGCAUGCAGGGGGAGACAGCAAGCGACUGCCAUGGGCCAAUCAUUGCGGCAAGCCCUUUGUGCCCUUCCCGCUGCUGCCAUAAGCCAAUCUGUGUCAAACCCUGCUCUCCCUCCUUCCCUCUCCCUCCGUGCCAUAUUGCCCUGCCUAUCGACUGUCUUAGGCAUCAUCUACCCGCCUCCCCUCAAUGAAAGUACUGCUGGUGCAUGCAGGGGGCGACAGCAAGCGACUGCCAUGGGCCAAUAUUCCCCUCCUUUCCUCUGCUUCUGCAUGCAGGGGGGAGACAGCAAGCGACUGCCAUGGGCCAAUCCGUGUGGCAAGCCCUUUGUGCCCUUCCCUCUCCCUCCGUGCCCCAUCGCCCUGCCUAUUGACUGUGUCCCACCCACAGCCCGCCUCUAUGCGUCUCCCAUCAAUGAAGGUGCUGCUAGUGCAUGCAGGCGGCGACAGCAAGCGACUGCCAUGGGCCAACCCAUGCGGCAAGCCCUUUGUGCCCUUCCCGCUGCUGCCAUAAGCCAAUCUGUGUCAAACCCUGCUCUCCCUCUUUCCCUCUCCCUCCGUGCCCUAUUGCCCUGCCUAUCGACUGUCUUAGGCAUCAUCUGCCCGUCUCCCAUCAAUGAAGGUGCUACUGGUGCAUGCAGGGGGAGACAGCAAGCGACUGCCAUGGGCCAAUCCUCCGCCACCCAACGUCUCCCAUCAAUGAAGGUGCUGCUAGUGCAUGCAGGGGGAGACAGCAAGCGCCUGCCAUGGGCCAAUCCGUGUGGCAAGCCCUUUGUGCCCUUCCCUCUCCCUCCCUGCCCCAUUGCACUCUGUUAUCCAGGCAUCAUCUGCCCGUCUCCCAUCAAUGAAGCCCUGGCGCUUCAAGCACUGCCCUCCAAUGGUAAGCUGCGAGGGGGGUUUGGAGGUUCGGAUUUGGCUCGUACCACUUAUGACUGCAAGCCCUUUGUGCCCUUCCCGCUGCUGGCUGGGGACGACCCUGACGCCCCCCCAUUGACUCUCUUUGACCACAUCCUCGCCAUCUCAGCACUGGCGCUGCAGGCCCUUCCACCCAAGGAUGGUGCGCUCUUCAUAAUGACAGGCGACGUGCUGCCAUGCUUCAACGCAUCUCGCAUCCCACAUGUCUGUACUGUUACCCAUAUGGGUCUUACCCCUCCGAUUGUUGUGCCAUCCCGUGUCCCAUAUCUACUGUCCCUCGCAGAGGGGUCACUCUUCAUAAUGACAGGCGACGUGCUGCCAUGCUUCAACGCCUCUCGCAUCUGCCUGCCCUCCCACGGGGCUCUCGUCGUCACUGCUGCUGUGCCCCUGGAUGUGGCCUCCCGGCAUGGAGUAAUUCUUGCUUCAGACCAGACCGGCCACGUUGCUUCGGACCAGACCAGGCACGCUGCCUCGGACCAAGCGUUGUCGCGGUCUGACUUCAACACACCGACACAGUCAGUUCCUCAAGAGAAGCAGCACCAGCAGGAGCAGCAGCGGCGACAGCAGCAGCAGCAGCAGCAGCAGCAGCAGCAGCAGCAGCAGCAGCAGCAGCAGCAGCAGCAGCAGCAGCAGCAGCAGCAGCAGCAGCAGCAGCAGCAGCAGCAGCAGCAGCAGCAGCAGCAGCAGCAGCAGCAGCAGCAGCAGCAGCAGCAGCAGCAGCAGCAGCAGCAGCAGAAGCAGCAGCAGCAGCAGCAGCAGCAGCAGCAGCAGCAGCAGCAGCACAGGCAGCAACAGGAGCAGCAGCAACAACAGCAGCAGCAGCAGCGGCAGCAACAGCAACAACAGCACCAGCAGCAGUGGCAACAGCAGCAGCAGCAGCAACGGCUGCAGCAGCAGCAGUUGCAGCAACAGCAACAGCAACAGCAGAAGCAGCAGCAGCAGCCGCCGCAACAGCAGCCACCGCAGUUGCUGCUGCAGCAGCAUCAGCAGCAACAGCAACAGCAGCAGCAGCAGCAUGAGAAGCAACAGCAACAGCAGCAGCAACAACACCAGCAGGAGCAGUGCCAGCAGCAGCGGCAGCAUGAGAAGCAGCAGCAACAGCAGCUGGAGCAGCAACAACAGCAACAGCAACAUCAGCAGCAGCAGCACGAGAGGCAAUGCAGCAGCGGAACCCCCGAACUAGUAGCGGACAACUUACAGAAGCCGAGUGUGGGGGAGAUGGUAGAAAGGGGUCCGAUGUGCCGAACAGCAGCCUUUAAGACAUCUCAAAAGUCCCCCGAACUAGUAGCAGACAUUUUGCAAAAGCCGAGUGUGCGGGAGAUGGUGGAGAGGGGGGCACUAUGCCGCACGGGGGGAGCGCUGCUAGACACUGGGAUCUAUGCUGUUUGUGGUGACACGUGGUGCGACCUGAUUGGGCUGGCGACCAGCGAGGAGGACUUGCUAGCAGAGCUGCUGGCGUCAGGCGAAGAGGACUUGCUAGCAGAGCUGCAGGCGUCUUGCGAAGAGGUGAGUGGGUGGGCGAAGGUGGAGUGGAUUGAGGGGUUGAAAGGGGUGAGGUGGAGUGGAGUUGCACGUCUCUCCCAUCCCAUGCACUUGUCCGUCUGUUCCCAUCCUUUCUGCGUGCACGUAUCAUGUCCGUCCCUCUGUCCCCAGUUGAGUCUCUACGAGGAGUUGGCAGCAGCAUGGGUGCCGGCGCGCCACGCCUGGCUGUCCUCCCGCCCCCUGGGAUCGCACCUACUCGCCCACCUCAGCACCCACUCCCUCUUCCACCACUGCGCAGGCAAGUCCGGUUCACGUCAUCAGAGUAUCUCCACUCCACCACAUGAGCCUCUAAAUUAUCCCCCUCCCCUUCCCUCCUUCUCCAUCCGCGUAACCCCUUUUCCCCUCUCCCUUCAUGCAGAUGAUCUCUCCUUCCUGCAUUUCGGCACGUCAUCAGAGUACCUCCACCACAUGCGCCUCGCCUACACUGGGCGAAUGCCGCGCCGCCACCUCAGCGCGGUCGCCGCGCCAACAGACUGCCACGUGGCGCAAUCUGCAGCGCUCAUCUCAUCGCACGUGCCACCUGGCACGUGUGUCGGGGAGGGAAGUGUAGUCUCUGACAGCUGGCUGGUCCGAGGCACGCGGAUCGGCGACCGAUGCGUCGUGAUUGGCAUAGACACAGCCGCUGCUGCCGCUGCUGCUGAGUCAGCAUCUGCCACGUCAGCAGGAGCUGCUGACGCAGCAACUGCUGAGUCAGCCUCCAGCGGUCCUCCCACCCCUAUUGUCACAUCGUUUUGUCCUCUUGUGCUGCCAAGCCACAUGUGCUUAUGGCAGGUGCCGCUAAAAGGGGGGCGGGAGGUCACCCUCUGCUGCGGUGUGGAUGACAACCCUAAGUUGUCGUUUUCUGGGGGAGGCUCCUUCUGUGGGCGCCCCUGGAGGCUGUGGCUGAAAAACAGAGGGCUGAAAGAGACAGACAUCUGGCCAGAUACAGACAACCAAGGCCGCCCAAUUCAACCAAAGCAGGACCUAUGGAACGCCCUCCUCUUCCCCAUCCUUCCCUCCGGCUCUGGCCUUCCCCUCGCCAUGUGGCUUCUUGGAAGCUUCCCUCCUACUAUCACCCAAGCUUCCAACCACACCCCCAGCCAAGCUGUCAGCCAACAGUACGCUGACACGUGGCGCACAUCUGACCGCACGUCGCUGGCUCUUCUCCACCGUCAGAUCGACUUCCCGGCUCUGCUCUCCUCUGCUCUGCACCGUCGAUCCAAGCUGCUUGCUGGCUUUUCUCGGGCUGCAAUAAACGGCAGUGCAAGUGCCUUUUCUCUUGUUACUGAUAGCGCUGCUGCUUCUGGUGCUGCCACUGCUGCUGCUGUUGCUGCUGGAGGGUCCCUGGGCCGCAAUUUAGCUUCUCUCACACGUCAGCUGCUGCUUGCUGACGUGAUAGACGCACACAGAAGCACCUGCCACGUGGCAGGGUCACACAAGAGUGCUAACUCAACCAGCAAUAGCAACAGUACAGACGAUGGAGACAAUGCGAACGGUGAUGGAGGCAAGAGAAAAGGCAGGGGGAGGAAGAGAGGAGCCCGAGACCUGUGUAGGGAACUCGCCUCAUUCUUCCCUCCUGUGGGGGGGAGAGAAGCCAUAGGAUCGUCACAAAAAAGGAGGGACGGAGAGAGCGGAGAAAAGGGGGUGGGAGAGGGGGGGGACGGGGGGGAGAAGGGGCAGAUGCGCCAUUUGCAGCAGCAGCAGUGGGCGGGUGUGCCUAUGAGUCGUGUACUACAAGCACAGCUAGACCUGGUUAGAGCAGCACGAGGGGUGCAAAGUGAGGGGACUGAAGGUUGCAAGUCUGGAGAGGGGGAGAAGGAAGAGGGGGGAGAAGGGAAAAGGGAGUUGGAAGGGAUUGGAGAGAGGGGGGGGAAUAGAGGAGGAGAGGGUGAAGAGGAGGAGUUGGAGGAGGGAGUGUGGAGGGCGGUGGCUGAGGAGGCAGCAGUAGCAGUGGGAGUGGGAGUGGAGGGGAGGGAUGAUGAGUUGGGUUCGACUCAAAAGCAGGCCGCAGCAGUAGCAGUGGGAGUGCGGGUGGAGGGGAGGGAUGAUGAGUUUGAGUCACCUCAAAAGCGAUCAGCCCUCCCUCUCGGCGCUACUGUGACUGUGACCCGACCAGUGCGCCUGGACAUAGCAGGCGGGUGGAGCGACACUCCUCCCUGGAGUCUAGAGCGGUGCGGAACGGUGCUGAACAUGGCAGUGCUGCUGGAGGGGAAGAGACCAGUGGGAGCUACUGUGACUGUAGUGAAAGAGCCUGGUGUGCUAAUGAAGGACGACCGCGGUGCUUCCCUCCACAUCCCCGACCCCACCACCAUCCCUUCCACCUGUCUUUUGAGUCAACUGAAACGUCACCCCGUCAACCCUUCCUCUGCUACCCACCCACCGUCCUUGCUCCCUCCGCAGGAUGACCACGGUGCUUCCCUGCACAUCCCCGACCCCGCCACCAUCCCCACCCACCUCUCGCCACAAGAACCCUUCGUUAUAGUCAAGGCUGCCCUCCUCGUCACCCGCAUAUCCACCCUCCUCUCCUCCUCCUCCUCCUCAUCAUGUGUGGGCCUGCAUAUCCGAACAUGGGCUGACGUUCCCAGGGGCAGCGGUCUCGGUACGAGCAGUAUUGUGGCAGCUGCUUUGGUGCGAGCGCUUCUGGUGCUGAUCCGAGGGGGAGGGAGGGGCAGGACUGUGGGAGAGAGCUCUCCUGCUGGGGCAGCAGAAAAGGCACCUGAGAAAGCACAUGAGAAAGCACCUGAGCAAGCACCUGAAAAAGCACCUGAGGAAGCACCUGGGGCAACAGAGGAAGCACCUGAGGUGACGGACGAGGAAGUGAGCCGCCUGGUGCUGCUUUUGGAGCAGAGGAUGGGCACGGGGGGAGGGUGGCAGGAUCAAGUAGGGGGACUUUACCCAGGCAUCAAGUGCACUAUCAGCCUGCCCACUCGCCCCAUUCGUCUCGUAGUGGACCCCCUUCAUCUGCUGCCGGCGUUCCGCUCUGCCCUCCAGCAACGCUUGGUUGUUGUUUUUGUGGGCCAGGUGCGUCUGGCCCGUAACGUCUUGAAGAAUUUGGUAACCCGUUACCUGCAGAGGGACUCCCGCCUUAUCUCCACCAUCCAACGGCUCACAGACCUCGCCGAGAUCGGCCGUCGUGCGAUCUCAACCACCGAUCUCGACCUUCUAGGGCGCGUUCUUUCCCACACCUGGGACCUCCACCAGGAGCUGGACCCGCACUGUAGCAAUCCACAUGUCGACGCGCUAUUGGCCGCUGUGAAGCAUCUGAGUUGUGGGGCGAAGCUUGCAGGGGCGGGAGGGGGAGGGUUUGCGAUGAUCAUGGGGAGGAGCGAGGAGGCUGCAGAGGAGAUUAAGGGGAUUUUGAGAGGCAUGGGCGAGGCUGUUAGGGUGUAUGACUGGGCUGUCGCUGUGUGA
Molecule: messenger RNA, 6018 nt
Organism: Closterium sp. Naga37s-1
Lineage: Eukaryota; Viridiplantae; Streptophyta; Zygnematophyceae; Desmidiales; Closteriaceae
Source: the annotation of a GenBank genome assembly